Molecule: messenger RNA, 529 nt
Organism: Rhizopus microsporus ATCC 52813
Lineage: Eukaryota; Fungi; Mucoromycota; Mucoromycetes; Mucorales; Rhizopodaceae
Exons: 1
Coding region: 113-529 (138 amino acids)
Source: RefSeq, a predicted model, not a curated record
UUGCUCACAUCCAACUAUAGCAGCCUGCUGUUCCUUGAAUUCCCGUUAGGUAUAAUAUAAAUAGUGAGAUCUACAUUUACCUCUUUCUCUCUUUCUUUAUACUUAAAAAAGUAUGAAUGAAGCUAUCACUUUCUUUUGCUUAACUCCUGAGCCAGAUGAGCAGGAUGGCUAUGACUACAAGCAGGAUGACUAUUCAUGGAUGGAUGAUAAUGAAUGCCAAGAAAAUACCUUUAAUAUUAUACCACUUACACCAGAAGAAUCUACCAUUGAUGAAGAUAAUCAUAUACAUACUACUUUCCAAUUCUUCUUUAAAGAGUUGGGCUACUUUACAGAAGAACCUGAGCCUAUUGAUCCUACCAUAGACUAUGAAAAGGAAGCCCUGUUGAUGAAUCAAGUAAAAAAUAGAAAAGUCCGACGGCGGCAGCACAUGGAUAUAAAAUCAGCUUGCAACAACAACAAUAAUAAUAAUAACAAUGCUAAUAGCAAUCAUAAUUACUUCUUUCACGAUAAUCAGCUUAUCCUCGCUUAA